Molecule: messenger RNA, 5821 nt
Organism: Folsomia candida
Lineage: Eukaryota; Metazoa; Arthropoda; Collembola; Entomobryomorpha; Isotomidae
Product: 6-deoxyerythronolide-B synthase EryA2, modules 3 and 4
Exons: 9
Coding region: 349-5610 (1753 amino acids)
Biological process (GO): fatty acid biosynthetic process
Molecular function (GO): 3-oxoacyl-[acyl-carrier-protein] synthase activity; fatty acid synthase activity
Source: RefSeq, a predicted model, not a curated record
GAAGUACAAUAUUUUUAAGAUUGUAUGUAUUCAUCCACAUUUUUAUUUAAAAAGAACAUGAAUCGUUCUACUCAAGUUGAGUUUCAUAAAUUUUAAUUAAUUUUAAUUUUUAAAUAACACUUCACACCUUUCGCGACCUUGGUUAAGUUGGCAAGUAUUAAAUAAAAGUGUAAAAGUCACCGGCUCAACCUUGGAAUUUUGAAUAAAUACGGGAUCCGAUUAGUACGUCGGGCCAUUCUUGCAAUAUAACUUUGAAUUCACUCGAAAUAAACUUCAAAACCAAUCAUUCCAAAUAUUUUCGUGCAUAUUUUUCACAAAAAUAUUCACCGAGUUAAAGCUGUUCGGAAAAUGGAAAAAGAAGCGUACGCAACAUUUGCCCGCAACACGGGUGAGGUGGAAGAAGCCUUAAUUUUGCUGAAAUCCAUCAAGGAAACUAAAACCUUUAAAAAGGUUUUGAUUUUGUACGAUUCUGAAAUUGGAAUCGACUCUUGGACCAAUUUGGCUAACCAGUUUGACGAUAUGGUUCAACUGAUAAGAUUUCCGGGCUUAAAAGUGGAUUUUUGGAGUCAACUCAUGCUCACUUGCGCAACAAUUUUGGACUUUGACCGGAUUUGUUUGAUUGACCCUUCAGCAUUGGUUUUUAAAAAUGCAGACUCUCUAUUUUCGUACGAUCCUGCCAAAAUUGUUUUUGGAACGGGAUUGUUUAUCUUGCCCCUUUGCCCAAAUGCUUCUGGGUACCUGUUUAAUUGUUUGAAGAAUGAGCUGGAAUCUGGACGAACCUUUCAUAAACUAAAAGAUGCGUUGGUUAAUGAUUCGAGGGCGGUAUAUUUGAAGAAACAAUUUGUCACUGAUAUGAAAAAAGGAGAAUUUGAACUUGAGCCAUCGACAAAAAUUGUUUUUCUUGGAGAAUCAAGCAAACAAACAACGGAUAGAGUGAAGGACUUGUUUGAGUUUCGAAGUAAAAUUAAACAAACGCCUUACUGUAAACCCGGAACUGCUGCCGAACCCGUCGCCGUUAUUGGAAUGUCAUGUCGAAUGCCUGAUUCCAACGGCGUGGACGAAUACUGGAAGACAUAUCUUGACGGUAAAUGUGCAAUACGGCCACAUCCUGAUGAACGUUGGACUUCUGAGCAAGUUGGUAAUAUGGGGAAGAGUGUAAUGGAGUGCGGCUUUGUACCUUUUCCCGUGGACGAAUUUGACGGCGAUUUUUUUGAAAUGAGUCGAGCCGAAUGUAACUUCACCGAUCCACAACAACGAUUUCUACUUGAAGUUUCAUGGGAAGCAUUAGAGGAUGCAGGCAUCAACCCGCAGUCUCUCGCUGGUAGUAUGACCGGAAUUUAUGCAGGGUGUUGGACACAAGACUAUAACGAGCUAAUACAAAAAUUUGCACCUCUUUCUACCGGUGAGCUCAGAUGGUACAUGGGAAACAGCUUUGCAUCAGGAUCGGCACGAUUGGCACACAUUUAUAAGACACGAGGUCCCAACCUUACAACUGAGGUGGCGUGCACUUCUUCCUUUGUUGCGGUAGGUCAGGCGAUACAAGAUCUAAGAUGUGGGGCGUCCAAUCUCGCAAUCGCCACCACUGCAAACCUUAUUAUCAAGCCCACCUUCCAGAAUGACGUCAUCCUAUCAAAGGAAUAUAGGUGUAAAACAUUUGAUGCCGCUGCUAACGGAUUUGCGAGGGCAGAGGGUAUUGCUGCCCUUAUUUUGAAGAGACUAAGUGACGCAGUGCGAGAUGGGGACAGGAUUCAUUCCGUCAUUAUGGGGUUUGGUGCAGCACAGGAAGGCGAAACCAAAAGCGUGGGGACACCAACCAUUGAAAUGGAAACGUUGGCAAUGCGAAUUUCCUUGCGUGAUGCAGGUAUGAGGCCAGAACAAAUCCAAGUUGUUGAGGCACACGGGACUGGAACCGCUAAGGGGGAUCCGCUUGAAAUCAAGGCAAUAUCAAACGCCUACUCCACCUCUGAUCGAACAGAUCCACUGAUCAUAACUGCGGGGAAGGCAAACAUUGGCCAUACUGAAAGCGCAUGCGGCAUUGCAGGACUCAUAAAGAUCACAAUGGCCAUGAGACAUGGCCUGAUUCCUGUGCAAAUCGCAAUUCAAACCUUAAAUCCAGAAAUUGAUUUGACAACUAUCCCUGCCAUUAUACCUUCAGCUGGUAGUAUGCCUUGGUGUCCUGGAUUUGAUAAGCCAAAAGUUGCUGGAAUAAAUUCAUUCGGGUUUACUGGGACUAACACACAUAUUAUUUUACAAGAACCUCCUAAAUCGAUAUGUAAUGAGCAUACAUUUGGUUCGGGAAUGAAGAUCAAUAUUCUAACACUUUCUGCGAAAUCCGCAGCGGCUUUGUCAGAACUAGUUGACAAUUACAAGACCCAUUUGUUGUACAACACAGACAUGAGAUUAGGUGAUAUCGCCUACACGGCUAACGUGGGGCGAGCAAAAUUUUCCAACAGAGUUGCAAUCACUGCUAGAAACAGCGAAGAACUGGCGCAAAAAUUAGACACGAAAAAUUGGUCAAGUGGAAUUGUACAGAAAGAACCAAAGAUAUGCUUCCUAUUUCCAGGACAAGGGACGCAAUAUAAAGGAAUGGGUAGCCAGCUUUAUGACACAUUUCCGGUUUUUAAAGAACAAUUCGAUUUGUGUUUCCAAAUAAUUUUCAAAAUGUAUGGACUAGACAUUAAAGAUGCACUUUAUGGAGAAGGGAUAACAAACGGUCGUCUCAAGCAAUCAUUAUACUCUCAGUGUUCGAUUUUUGCAAUCGAGUACUCCCUAUUUAAAUUAUGGGUAUCACUUGGGGUGCAUCCAUCAAUUGUACUUGGCCAUAGUUUGGGGGAGUUUGCUGCAGCCACUGCCGCAUCACUGAUAACCCUUGAAGAUGCAUUGAAAAUAGUAGGAGCACGGUGCAAGCUAAUUGAGACACUGCCAAGUGGAAAAAUGUUGGCUGCUAGCGCUGACAGCGACGCAUGUCAAGCACUAAUUGGCAAAUUUCUAAAGGAGCGGCCUACAACAAACGCAGCUUGGCUUGAUAUUGCUGCCUGCAAUUCGAAACAACAAACUACCAUAUCCGGACCUCCUGCUGCAAUUGAAGAUUUUGCAGAAUUUUGUCGAAACAAUAGAGUCAGAUCUACCAUCUUAGAUGCCUCCCACCCAUUUCACUCGAGAGCUUUGGAUUCUAUAAUCAAUAAAUUCAAAGAAACUUUGAUGACCCUGAGACAAGACGUCGUGACACCAACUUGUAAAUUCGUUUCCUGUGUCGAUGGUACCGACAAGGCAACCAUAACUCCAGAAUAUUGGGUUUCGAAUUUGAGAAAACCAGUCCAAUUCAUUCAAGCAAUGGAAGCAAUCGAAAAACUAAUCCAGGAGGAUAAUUCCGAUCGACAAUAUAUAUUCCUCGAAGUCGGUCCACAUCCGGUCCUUUCAGGUUUAAUUAUUUCAAAUUUAUCAUUCGCUCCUCAAUGCGUCAAAUCCAUGAGGAGAGGUGGCAACGAGCUGGAGGUGUUCCUCGAAGCUAUCGGAAACUUGUUUGUUCGCGGGGUUUCAAUUGAUUUUCCAAAUUUUCACCAAGUACAUGACGCGAAGAAAGUGUCCCUCCCGUUCUAUCCCUUCCAGAGGAAGUCGUUUUGGUUUCCAUUUAAAUCAGACGAAACUGAUUAUUUCCCAUCUUCAAUGAAGGACGUUCAUCCUCUAUUAGGGAGACAGCUGGUACAACCUCAAGCUUCGGAAAUGAAUAUCAAAAGAUUUGAAAAUAAAAUAACAGUUGAUUCAAACCGAUGGGUGGGAGAUCAUCUCAUCGGACAAUGCGUUAUAAUGCCAGGCUCAGCCUUCCUAGAAAUGACUUUGGCGUCACGUUACCUGACCCCAGACAGUGACACCAGAAAUGUGGACCACUUCACGAUUGAGAAUUUUAGUGUUAAAAACCCUAGCUUUGUCACAAAAAAGGAAUCAACUUAUCAUACAGUAUUGGAGGGCAACAUAGUUAAAAUUUUUACCCUUGUAGAUGCGGACACGUGGUUACAACAUUCCCAAGGAACGAUUAAGGAGUCUUGGUCGCAGGAUUUGAAAUGUGCGAAGGAUCUCUUCCCAUUACUUGAGGACAAUGAAAUACCCUCAUCAAUCCCAAUGGAAGAACAGUAUAGAAACUUCGCCACAGAAGGAUAUAAUUUUGGACCAUCCUUUCUAAGCAUUACGUCCCGAUGGGAAGAUCAGAAACUUAACAAGUAUGCAAAAGCCAAACUUGUUCAGACCGACUUUGAUGCCAGAUUCAUCUUGCAUCCUGUUGUGCUGGAUAGUAUGCUACAGUUUCAUGCAAUGUCCAUGAAAAAAAGAGCAACAAUCGAAGGUACCAUCAUGCUUCCUGUCGCCAUUCGACGUCUUACAGUUUAUAACAUGAACAAACAUACAGAAAACGAUUCGUCCCUGCAUUUCUACCUCAAAAAAUGUUAUGAGACAGGAGCAGUACAUUUGUACAACUCAACUGGCAAGAUAUUAGCAUCAAUGGAAGGAAUUGACGUUCUUGCCCAAAGCUUGGCCAGUCUAGAGGAAAAGCUUCAUUCCAGUCUCAAUCCGAUUAGCCAGUGUCCAGUAUAUGAACUGGAGUGGAGAGAAAAUUAUACGGGAGGACAAGUCUCUGAACCACUUUCAAAACCAAGAAACUGGCUGAUUUUCGGAUUUCAUGACACCUUCACAAAAGAUUUAAUGCAACAACUUAGCGUAUCCAGCGAAACUGUUACACUAAUUAUACUUGGAGCGGAGGAAAUCAUUUCAGCCCAAUAUAUUGAAACGAAUGGGAACACAAAGGAGGCAUUCAUGAACAUUUUAUCGAACUUUCCUAUAUCGGACGGAAUAAUCUUUGCAUGGGGAUUGAAAACUGUGCUAGAUCAGUCGAUAAUUGAAAAGUGGUUUCACCUACUUCAAGCAAUCACGUUAUCCUCAAUGAAUUUGUCGGAACUAUUGCUCCUAACCAAGGGGACACAAUGUGUCUCGAUUAAUGUUGAGGAAUCCGACGAACAGCCAACGGCCGGUUUACUUAUAGGAAUGUUUCGUUCAUUUAAAUCCGAAAAUUCUACCCUAAAAUGUAAAUUAAUUGAUCUGGAUUCUUUAAGUAAGGAGAAUAUUGAAAAUAUUAUUCACGAAAUUUCUGAAAAUUCAGCCGCCGAAAGUGGCGGAAAUAGUAUUUGCUACAAAGAAGGAGUUCGGCUAACCCAAAAAUUGACGAAGCUUAAGCCUUCUAACUUUCUUCAUCUGCCAAGUACUCCCACAUUUUGCCUACGGCUUCCAACUUCACAUCUGAUUUCAGACCUAAAGUUUGUAGAUAUACCACCAAUUUCGGAACUGGAAGUGAACGAACUGGAAGUCAAAGUGAAUGCAUAUUCGCUAAACUUUCGUGACAUUUUCGCAGUUCUAAAGCCUUCAAAAGCCUUUGAAAACAUAGACAUUAUUGGAAGCGAUUUCUCCGGAGUGAUUAGCCGAAUUGGAACUUCCGUACAUAAUUAUCAAGUUGGGGACAUGGUGUUUGGAUAUAAUAGCCAAAACGUCGCGCUAUCUUCACACGUUAUCACCUCUGAGAAGUUAAACUGUGAUAGAUGGUCUGCAAGUUACCAAAGGUUUUAACUCAUGAUGAAGCUUCAAUCUACCUACCGUUGCCUUAACUGUUUAUCUAUGCCUGGACAUUGUUGCCAAGAUGAAAAAAGGCGAUACAAUCCUGAUUCAUGCAGCUUCAGGAGGGGUUGGACUAGCAGCUGUACAAUUUGCAAAUAUAGUAGGAGCAAAUGUCAUAGCCACGGCGGGAAGUUCGAGAAAACGAGCGUACCUGAAACAUAUU